Molecule: messenger RNA, 7829 nt
Organism: Delphinapterus leucas (beluga whale)
Lineage: Eukaryota; Metazoa; Chordata; Mammalia; Artiodactyla; Monodontidae
Source: RefSeq, a predicted model, not a curated record
CGGCGGCGGCGGCAGCGGCAGCGUCUGCGGCUCCAGCCGCGCGCCGGCUCGCUCACUCUCUCGCGGUGCGCGGUGCCCGCCGCCCGCCGCCCGGCUCUGGGCUGCCCGCUCGCUGCUCCGGCUGCUGGUCCGGCGCGGCUCAGGCUCCGGAGGACAGGACCGCGACUGGCCGACUGAGCCCCGGGCGGGCCGCGAAGCAGGGCCCAGGAUGGUGCUCUCGGUGGCAGGGAUCCUUGUCUGCUCCCUCCUGCAAACCGUCCUCUCCCUCAACCCCGAGGACCCCAACGUGUGCAGCCACUGGGAGAGCUAUGCCGUGACCGUGCAGGAAUCGUACGCACACCCCUUUGAUCAGAUCUACUACACGCGAUGCACAGACAUCCUCAACUGGUUCAAGUGUACCAGGCAUCGGAUCAGUUAUAAGACAGCAUAUCGGCGUGGGCUCCGGACCAUGUACCGGCGGAGGUCCCAGUGCUGUCCUGGCUACUACGAAAGCGGAGACUUCUGCAUACCCCUGUGUACAGAGGAGUGUGUGCACGGCCGCUGUGUUUCCCCGGACACCUGCCACUGUGAGCCCGGCUGGGGAGGGCCCGACUGCUCCAGCGGCUGCGACAGCGACCACUGGGGCCCCCAUUGCAGCAACCGGUGCCAAUGCCAAAACGGAGCCCUGUGCAACCCCAUCACCGGCGCCUGCGUGUGUGCCGCCGGCUUCCGAGGCUGGCGCUGCGAGGAGCUCUGCGCGCCUGGCACCCAUGGCAAGGGCUGCCAGCUGCCGUGCCAGUGCCGCCACGGCACCAGCUGCGAUCCCCGCACCGGCGAGUGCCUCUGCUCGCCCGGCUAUACUGGCGUCUACUGCGAGGAGCUUUGCCCACCUGGGAGCCACGGGGCUCACUGUGAGCUGCGCUGCCCCUGCCAGAAUGGGGGUACCUGCCACCACAUCACUGGCGAGUGUGCCUGCCCCCCAGGCUGGAUGGGAGCAGUGUGUGCCCAGCCCUGCCCACCAGGGACAUUCGGCCAGAAUUGCAGCCAGGACUGUCCUUGCCACCAUGGAGGGCAGUGUGACCACGUGACUGGGCAGUGCCACUGCACAGCCGGAUACAUGGGGGACAGGUGCCAAGAGGAAAGCCCCUUCGGGACCUUUGGCUUCCAGUGCUCCCUGCGCUGUGACUGCCACAAUGGGGGUCAGUGUUCACCCACUACCGGUGCCUGCAAGUGUGAACCUGGCUACAAAGGCCCCCGCUGCCAGGAGCGGCUGUGCCCCGAAGGCCUGCACGGCCCAGGCUGCAGCUUGCCCUGCCCCUGUGAUGCCGACAACACCAUCAGCUGCCACCCAGUAACUGGAGCUUGCACCUGCCAGCCAGGGUGGUCUGGCCACCACUGCAAUGAAUCCUGCCCUGCUGGCUACUAUGGCGAUGGCUGCCAGCUGCCUUGCACCUGUCAGAACGGCGCCAACUGCCACAGCGUCACUGGGAGCUGCACCUGUGCCCCAGGCUUCAUGGGGGAGGUCUGUGCAGUUCCCUGUGCAGCAGGGACCUACGGCCCCAACUGCUCAUCCAUCUGUAGCUGUAACAGCGGUGGCACCUGCUCCCCAGUAGAUGGCUCCUGCACCUGCAAGGAGGGGUGGCAGGGCCUCGACUGCACCCUGCCGUGUCCCAGUGGGACGUGGGGCCUGAACUGCAACGAGAGCUGCACCUGUGCCAAUGGAGCGGCCUGCAGCCCCACCGAUGGUUCCUGCUUCUGCACCCCUGGCUGGCUGGGGGACAACUGCGAACUGCCCUGCCCGGAUGGCACAUUUGGGCUGAACUGCAGUGAGCGUUGUGACUGCAGCCACGCCGAUGGCUGCGAUCCCGUCACAGGCCACUGCUGCUGCCUAGCCGGAUGGACAGGCAUCCACUGUGACAGCACGUGUCCGCCCGGUCACUGGGGCCCCAACUGCUCUGUGUCCUGCAGCUGCGAGAACGGCGGUUCCUGCUCCCCAGAGGAUGGGAGCUGCGAGUGUGCCCCGGGCUUCCGAGGACCCUUAUGCCAGAGAAUCUGCGCCCCUGGGUUCUAUGGCCACAGCUGCGCCCAGCCGUGCCCCCUCUGCGUGCACAGCAGCGGGCCCUGCCAUCACGCCAGCGGCAUCUGUGAGUGCCUCCCCGGAUUCUCCGGAACCCUCUGCAACCAAGUGUGUGCUGGAGGGCACUUUGGGCAGGACUGUGCCCAGCUCUGCUCCUGUGCCAACAACGGGACCUGCAGCCCCAUCGAUGGCUCCUGUCAGUGCUUCCCUGGAUGGAUUGGCAAGGACUGCUCACAGGCUUGCCCACCUGGGUUCUGGGGCCCCGCCUGCUUCCACACAUGCAGCUGCCACAACGGGGCGAGCUGUAGCGCCGAGGAUGGGGCCUGCCACUGCACCCCUGGUUGGACCGGACUCUUCUGCACGCAGCGCUGCCCAGCAGCGUUUUAUGGGAAGGACUGCGGGCAUGUGUGCCAGUGUCAGAAUGGUGCCAGCUGUGACCACAUCAGCGGCAAGUGUACCUGCCGCACGGGCUUCACCGGGCGACACUGUGAGCAGAGAUGUGCCCCAGGAACCUUUGGCUAUGGGUGUCAGCAGCUAUGUGAGUGCAUGAACAAUGCCACCUGUGACCAUGUCACAGGCACCUGCUAUUGCAGCUCUGGAUUCAAAGGGAUCAGGUGUGACCAAGCUGCCCUCAUGAUGGAGGAGCUAAAUCCCUACACCAAGAUCAGCCCAGCACUGGGUGCAGAGCGGCACUCGGUGGGUGCUGUCACAGGCAUCGUCCUCCUGUUGUUCCUCAUUGUGGUGCUGCUGGGCCUGUUCGCCUGGCACCGGCGGCGGCAGAAAGAGAAGGGCCGAGACCUGGCUCCCCGCGUCUCCUACACACCUGCCAUGAGGAUGACCAGCACUGACUACUCCCUCUCAGGUGCUUGUGGAAUGGAUAGACGUCAGAACACAUACAUUAUGGACAAAGGCUUCAAAGAUUACAUGAAAGAAUCCGUAUGCAGUUCUAGCACUUGUUCCUUGAAUAGCAGUGAAAACCCUUAUGCCACAAUUAAGGACCUACCCAUCCUCACCUGCACGCUUCCAGAAAGCAGCUAUGUAGAAAUGAAGUCGCCUGUGCACACGGGGUCUCCAUACACAGAUGUGCCAUCCUUGUCGACAUCUAAUAAAAAUAUAUAUGAAGUUGAGCCCACAGUCAGUGUGGUCCAAGAAGGCCGUGGUUGUAACUCCAGCUAUAUCCAGAAUCCAUACGACCUACCUAGGAACAGCCAUAUUCCUGGUCAUUAUAACCUCCUCCCAGUAAGACAGAGCCCUGCCAAUGGGCCGUCCCAGGACAAGCAGUCUUGAGGGUUAAGCCUCUCUCUUGCAAUGCGCUCUGCUGAAUAUUCUCUGACUCUCUGAAAGAAGACAAUCCCUUGACUUGAAAUAAUGGUACAGACUGACUCCAGCUGCGUGUCAGUUAUAACGUUCACCUGGAACUAAAGAAGAGCUUCCAAGUGGGACUGGGGUAACUGUUCAAAAGGUCCGUUCUCAAAAGCAAAUUCUACCGCCCACCCACCCCCAACCCCAAAUGCCACGGAUUAUAUAAUCUUUUAAAACAUUUAAGAUAAAGCUACUCAUCAACAUCAGCUAAAUAUAUACAUAUUAAUAUUUAUAUAUUAAAUUAUCUGAAACAUGAUGCUUAGAAAGCAUGUAGAAUAGGUUUUACCAACUUUCCUAGGAGUAAAGGGGACUGGGGAGGAGAGGGGAUUACUUUAAAGCACCUGAAAUGUAUAUGUGCUUUUGGUUCCUGUUACCAUCACUUAUCUGUUUUAUUACCUAAGAUAAUUAGUACAUAGACACAAACUGUGCUAAUAUCAAUCCUAAAGUACCUGUACAUAUAUGUCAGGUCAAUCAAAUUAUAACUGCCAAGAUUACAGAGUUUAGUAUACAGUCUAAUGCUGACAACUUCAAUUUUUUAAAAUAAGACUUUAAUGAAUACAAAUUAACUUUCCCUCUUCUGCCCCUGCUGGUAGUAGGAGGAAAAAAAAGUUUCCAAAGUGCCACAGCCUCUUUCAAUCAAACAAUGAUUUCUAGGCCAGCUUUACAAAAUCUUGCCAAUUCAAAGUUCAAGAACAUUGCAAGCCAGUCCUGGCCUUGUCAUAUCUCCUGAGUCCAUCCAACACCUCAGUUAUUGCAUGUGAAAUGGAACUCUGAGAUGAUGCCUUUAAGCAAGCAGUCAUAGACUGGUAAGAAUUAAACAUCCCUAAAGAUGGUUAUUCGGCCUCCCGAAUUUAUUUGGUUGGCAUUCCUUGACUCAGAAGAGUCCAUGCUGUCAAGCAUAUCUUCAUAAAUCUUGAGCUUGAUGUAGUAUGGAACCUAAAAGUGUAGAGGAAAUUAGACAAAAGUGGAUAUAGGAAGUUUAAGUUGUUUUAAGUACAUUAUGCUUUUUGAUGGAACUAAAUGAAAUGAUCAAAGAAGAAUGGACUGUAAUCAAUUGCUGUAACAUGAUGUAAAAACUUAACAUGUAAGUAUAUGAAGUACUUCUACCUUCUAAGCACCACCUACUGACAUGGCCAAAAAUGUAUUACAAUGAGCCAAUGCUACAGAUCCCAGUAUUCAGGUGUAACUAUACUUCCACUCUAAUGAAUGUAAGUAAACUGGGGCUCGGAUGGGUCAAAAAGGAGCCUCUCCCAAGCCCUAAAGAGGACCUCCUCACAAGAAUUAAAGACCAAAAGGGCAAAGCAGGGAAACUAAUGACCACCCUAUACCAACUCCAUUCUCUGAUUAACAGUCCAGGCAGUAAAAAAAAUACUUCCAAAAAGGUAUACAGAGGAGGAACUAAGUGACUGUAAAUGACUGCAAAGCUGGAACAGCUGCUACAGGAAAUGUGGGAGUUCUGAAGCCCUUGAUACACACUGGAAGUCUGCCAUGGAACCCAUUAGUUUGGGCAAUAACCAGCAAAAGCAAGAAAAUAAAUAAAUGAGUAAAUCCUCCCUCCCCCACUUCACUCAAGGCUUAAGCAAAUUUUAUCGUUAGGGGAAAAUAUAAUACUUACAUGAAUGCUGCAUGUAUGCAUGGGAGCAAGUGAUCAGCAAUAGCGAAUUUACUUUCAAAAAAAGCCUUAUUAAAAUAUAAAUACUAGAAAAUUACUUUGUAGACCCAAGUAAAUAUUUCUCAUACAUAUGUAGGAAGAAAUAGAGAUAAGAGACUUACCUCACUAUUUCAGGGCAGCAAGUGCUCAAAUAUCUUUCUCAAGUAAGGAUCAAGAAGCAUGGUGAAGUCAGAUCAGCAAGGAGAAACUUCGUCUCAAUCCCAGGUUUUAUUUUCUUCCCUUAGCCUGCAGGUACAAUAACUGCUGCCUGGCAAACUGCAAACAAGCACUCAAGUUUCGUUUCACCUCUUUUUUGCCAAGUAUCUUCUGGCAAAAUUCAGCAAGAGGUGGCAUGGUGGAAUUGCUAAAGCACUGGGUCGAGAUUUGAGUGUUACUUGUCCUCUCUGGGUUCCUUUUUUCCCCAUGUAUUGAAAAAAAGGUAGAAGCAGAGAAAGGUAAGGGAGCUCUGACAACCCUUCAGCUCUAGCAUUCUGUGAUUUUUAAAGAAAUGUAAUACAACUCAAAUCAGGCAAUACAGUGAAGAAGGGAAAGGCAGAGGGUGUGAUUAAUCUAUUGUGACAACAGCUGCCUUCACUUAUCUAAGAGUUACUGGUAAAAGACAUUCCAAUCUAACAGAGCACCUACUAGGAACUUCUGUCUAGCACUGUCACAAAUAGGUUCAUGGUCAACCUAAACAUGUGCACUGUGCAUUUUAUUGGCAACAUGGAAAAGUCUGUUCAAUUAUUUUACAGAAGUUAAGUUUUUACUCAAAGUGAUGUGCAUACAAUUCAAAUGAAUAAGAAAAACACAAUUACUGUACAACAGCAUAAGUGCAACUAUGAAAUGGCAAUACUUUUUUAAACACCCCAGAUUUGUAAUAUAUUUGUUCACUGUGCAGAGGGAUCGUACCUUGUACAAAAUAAAAUGAAUUUCUCAAACUAAUUUAACAAGAAUGCCCACUGUUGUGUUGCAAACUGAAAAUGUGUCUAUAAUCUACACCUUAGGUUUAAAUGUAGAACUAACCUACAUUUUGCGUGGUCACUCUAGACAGCAAGAAAAGUGAAAAUCAUCCCAAUACAUGUUUGAAAAUAAAGUGAAAAGGUUCUAUCAAAUUUAUAACAAGAGAGUCUCUUCCUUUAAAGUAAUGAAUGGGAGCAACACAUUCUUAUUCAUGUACAAAAAUUAUUGAAAUAUCUCACACACAUCAGUAUACUCAAAUAGAGAAUUUCUCUGCUUUCACAAAGAUCUGGACUCAAAGACAACUAUUACAACUUGUGCUCAGCUCCAGAGACACAAAGGUACUUCUAUGGAAAGGAAUAAAGGCAAGUGUAAGGGCCACCUAAUUAGCAUAAGUGCAAUGAAGAGCUGUCCACCAGAAGUUAUCACCCACUACAGUACUCUGGGUGCAUCUGUUUUAGGACCUUUUAAAACAUAUCCUUGUGACCUAACUGGUAAAGAAGCAGCAGAAUUAAUUUUGUAAUAAAAUACAAAUGCUAAAAAAUAGCUUACUGAAUGCAUUCAGUGGUAUAAGUUUAAAAUUUCUCCCUUAUACUUUCAAAGUUUUGUAUGUAAUCCUCAUACUUAAGUCAAACUAAAACCUUUCAACUUGCCAGUUCACAAGGCUUACAUGAUACUCAAAAGUUAUUUCCACUUAAUAAAAUGUCUAACCAAGAACUUUUGCUAUUUAGAGACUAAGACUCAUUCAGAAAAGAUCUAACAGACAAUCCUUAAAGGCCGGGAGGCUAGGGCUUUGACAUCUGAGUGAAAAACAAAACAUAAUCAAGGGAUAUAAGGCUAAUAAAGGUAUUUACUGAGAAUAAUAGUGCUUUAAGAUUAUGACUUACGAGGCUCAGAAUACCACCCAAUAGCAUAAAUGACAACCAAAGGCGGCAGGUUGUGCACUCAAUCACUGCAAGUUGUGCACUCAAUACAGGAGAUUCAAGAAUGAUACCAUUAGCCAUUCAUCCAGCCAGAGGGAAGACAGAAGAGGCCCAAUUAAUCUGUAUGUGGCAACAGAAGAUGGAAAAUCUUUCUCAGAAGGGAUGGAUGACGGAUACAUAAGGGAUUCAUUAUACUAUUAUUUAUACUGUGUAUAAUAAUUAUAUAUUAUUUACAUAAUAAUUUUAUAUAACAAUUGUUUAAAUGGUAAAAUUCUCAGACUACAGCCCCCCAGGCUAAACUAGAAUGAACCCUAGGAUUAGCCCCUUCACUCUUUUAGAUGGUCCUUCCUUAUUGUUCUGACACAGGGUUGCAGGAAGGAUAAAUACUAGGAAUAUAAGUAUGAACAAAGCACUUUCCCCACCCUUGCAGAUCUUACAAUGUAGCAAUUACAGAAGGGCAGGGAUAAACAGAGGACCCUGGCGAUUAGUCUGAUAGUGAUUAUACACUUUCUUCCCUGACCUGCAGAGCUAGAAAGACUCUGAGCAGUGGUCCAACAGAAACCCAGAGAAGGAGGAAGAUCUGGUCUGCAGCGCCAGUUGUCAGAUUACCUCCUUAUUCCAGUUUCUGCCUCCCAGGCCAUUGUCUAGCCCAGCAGAUGGCCCUCCAGAGCCUUAGGAGUGAGUGCUAAAAGCCAUACGCUUAUUCAUUAGGAUGCGGAUAACAGGGUCUGAGAUUUUGUGGUUUGGGGCCAAGGUUAAGUUCUACUGACUCAACCACAGGAAAGGAAUCCUGUUGCCUAUUAAUUUUCACCAUCACUGGUACUGAUAACAUAGUAGUUAACAGCCAAUAUACAUGACAUCUGUGCCAGGACCUAUCAAU